AGUUGAUAGGGGUGGUAAGAAAAGUUGUGGGGGAGAAAUGUUGUUCAUAAGUCAUAAGUCAUUUUGACUCCCACUCCCACGUGAAGAGGCCCUUUGAAGACCUUCACUUCCACUCACUUAGUCACUUCAAUUUCCAUUCGUACACAUAAUACCAAUUCUUUUUUUAUUUGCCCUUUGAACUUAUUAUUGUCUUCUGAUUUCUGCCCUUAAGUUAUUAUCUGUGUUCUCCCCCACAAGUAACCCCCUCCUCUUCUUUUCCUGCAACAUUAUAUUCAUUCAUUCAUUCAUUCAUUCAAUCUCCAUUCCUAAACUCUUUCCUUUUCCUUUCCAAAGUGCGCGCUUCAUUAACGGUGCCGUCUUUCUCAAGCUCCUCCUCCACUUAAAAUAAGAAAACAAGAUUGAAAACGACGGAACAAACUUGAUUGAAAAAGAAGCUAAGAAGCAAUAAAUUUUUAUUGAGAGCUCCCUUUCAAAUAUACAAAUAGCUAGCUUAUUGUGUGAUAAUAACACAUAAAAUAGUAUGGAUCACCCAAUCAUGUUUAACCCCUCUUCUACUACUACUACUACUACUACUACUACUACUCCAAGUCCCAUUCUUUAUGUGGACAAUAUAUUGAACUACCUCUUAGACGAUUUAAACCCCAAUUAUUCCAAUAAGCAAGAAGAUCAUUACUUGACAUCUUACUAUCAAUUGCCUUCUCCUUUGAUUUACAACGAAAUCGAGGGUUUUGUUACCAACCAUGACCUUCAGUUCCUCCAACAACCAUCCUUGUUAGGUAACAAUCUCACCGAAGAUGGAGAACAUUCCUCCAUCUUCGAAGUUGAACAUCAAAACAAGGUCGAGGGUGAUGAGAAUGAGAAUGAGAAUGAGAAUGAGAAUGAGAUCAAUGGAAUAGUAGAAGACUGUGAAGUAAUGAAUCAAACUAAGGAUGUUGUUAGUCAUGGAGGGUUGUCAACGAAAAGGAAGAGAAGUUCUAAUAAAGAUAGGCAUAGUAAGAUUAGGACAGCUCAAGGGUUAAGAGAUCGGAGAAUGAGGCUAUCUCUUGAAGUUGCACGCCCGUUCUUUAAGUUACAAGAUAUGUUGGGAUUUGAUAAGGCUAGUAGAACAGUUGAGUGGUUAUUGUUGCAGUCUAAGUCGGCAACCGAGGAGGCGGUACAAAGCAAGAAUGGAAGCGCUAGUGAUGUCACAAAGUGCACCACCAUGUCCUCCACCGCCUCUGAUGAUUGCGAAGUUGAUUCGACAAUAGUUGUGGAAGGAAGGAAGGGGGGUACGAGUACUCCUAAGGUGACGAAGAAAGGCCCAAAAUGUGUCAAAAAAGAUGAGCAUAAGAUGAAGAAGAAGAGGACUAAAGAGGAAAGGAAAGUGGCAAUUGAGAGGGCAAAGAAAAGAACACUAGAAAGGAUGAUACAAAAUCAAGGAGGUCAAGUUAAGGAAAUUAACCAUGAGUUUGUUGAUGAUGCUGAUUUGAAAUGGAUCGGAGCCCUUUAUCAAGUUUAAGUUAUCAGCAAGGCUUUGAAGUUUAUCAGCAAACUGGUCUAAGCUACACGAAUUCGACACAACAGAACAUGGAAGGAGCCCCACAGCCGCAGUAACAAGCAUAUCAAGCGCGUGCGCGUGCGCUGGCCUAGGUCGUGGUCAUGGUCAUGGUCAUGGUCAUGGUCGUGGUGGUGGCUAAGAUGGUGUCUCUAUCGAUGUCUUCCUCGUUUUCAACAAGGUUUAUAGUACAUUACUGUCAUGAUUUACUUCAAUUUGUUUUGCUGGGGAGUACUGAGAAAACCUUUAUGCUGUCAAGAGUACGUACUUGUGAUUUCCUCUAGUUAAUCAUUAGGUUUUAAAGUAAUAUAAUUAAUUUAAUGUUCUCUAAUUCUACCUUUCCUUAAUUAAAUAAUGAAUGUUGUUGUAACUUGUAAGAUGUAAAUAGUGGUAACAAAUGAGCUAAUUUUCCUUUCAGUUUGAACUGGUUUUAUUUCUGUGUAAAUCAAAGUUGAAUUGUAAAAUAGUACGUGUUAAAGAAAUUAUUGGUAAUUAA
Molecule: messenger RNA, 2030 nt
Organism: Spinacia oleracea (spinach)
Lineage: Eukaryota; Viridiplantae; Streptophyta; Magnoliopsida; Caryophyllales; Amaranthaceae
Product: transcription factor CYCLOIDEA
Exons: 3
Coding region: 521-1498 (325 amino acids)
Biological process (GO): regulation of secondary shoot formation
Cellular component (GO): nucleus
Molecular function (GO): DNA-binding transcription factor activity; sequence-specific DNA binding
Source: RefSeq, a predicted model, not a curated record